AUGGGAUAAUCAUCAAUUACAGUCAUUGAUCCAAAUUAAAAUUAAAAUUACUCAAGAUAAAACACUACUUAGGAGGUGGAAGAGUAAAUAAAGCGAGCUUUCAAACAAGCUUCUCCUUAAGGAAGAUUAACAAGAGAUAAAUUUAAUGAAGCACUCGGGAUAUUUGAAAGUAUCUAAUUGAAAAGGUUGAGAGAUACUCCUUUAGCCGAUAGACUAUAUUAAUUAUUAGAUAAAGUAUAAUUUAAAUUUAUAUUGUAGAGUGAAGAAGGAUACAUAACUGAAAGAGAAUAUUUGGAAGGCAUUACAACAUUGAUUAAUAAUAAAGAUAAAAGGAUUAUAUGUAAUCUAUAUUAGUGUAAAGGUAGAUUCUUUUUAAAUGAUUGACAAAAACAAAGAUAACAAAAUAGAAUUCUAAGAGUUUUAUGAUUUUGUGAAGGAUAGCUGGUUGAGUGCUUUUAGAUUAUUAGGGGAAAAAGUUUGUUCAGGUCAGAAUCCAUAUUAAUUAACAUAAUCAAAAAUAAAUGCUUGGGCAUAAGGAUAAUUGAACAAACUUUACACUUAAGUUUAAGAGCUCUUUAUAAAGUUUGCUUAAUAGAAUGUAUUUUAUAAAUAAAAAAUAAGAACUCAAUGGACCCAACAGUGUUUAGAUAAUGGGUUAUAAGCAAUGAAUUUGGAUUUAUCAAAGCAGAGUUGGGAAAUGAAUCUGUUUAGAUUCCACUUCAUUUAUACAGAUUAGAAGAAAAAUGAAAUUAUAAAUAAUUAAUCUAUAAACAUUAUGUAUUGUGCAGAUAAUUAAAUAAGUUGCACAAUAAUUUAUGCUUUGAACAUAUUUGGCUUGUUACUAGUUUUAGGAAUAUUAUUCAAAAGCAGAGAAUAUUAUUUAAGAGAAUGGAAAAGAAUAAGACAAGUAAUUAAAGAUUACACUAUGUAAGAAUAUAUAAUAAGUUUAUAAUAGAGAUUAUCGAAGUGGUAGUAAUUUAAGAAUAUUUGCAAAGUUUUUAGUUGUUUUAGUAGGAUUUUGUAUCUUAAUAAUAGGAAGUAUAAUUUCUGUAUAUAAUAUAUUCAUUUAUCAAAGAUUAUUUUGUGGGACAAUAGUUUCGGAUUCAUGGAAAUAUCUAAUACAUUUUUAUGGAUAUUAUGUGCUUUCCUAUUUUACGUUGAUUAUCGCUCUAUUUUUAAGUUUUCAAAGUAUGAAAUCCUAUAUUAUUAAGAUAAUUGCGUCUAGCAUUAGCCAUUAUUCUGAUAAUUUAAUUUACAUCAGGUUUAGUAUUUGGAAUAGAGAGAAAUAUAGAAAAAGAAAAUAAAGGAUUAGAUGAAUUAACUGUUGAAGCAUCAGUAUAUAUAUGCAAUUUCAUAAUGAUGCUUGUUAUAAAUAUAAUAAGCUUAUUCUUUCCAAAGUUUGAUUAUUAAAAAAUUAGUAAGAAUAGAGAUGAUAAUAAUUUUAUAAGCAUUAAUACACUUUAACAUCAUUUGAUUAGUGAUGAUUCAUUAUCUUUAUAAAUUUAAAAAUAGAAUGCUAUAUCUAACUCUAAUUCACAAAGUUAAAGAUAAUCAAUAUCUAAAAAUCCAAAAAGAAGUUAAUCAUUUUUGGAUUAGUAAGAUGAUUUUAAUAAGGAAGAUGGUUAAUAAAAUUCUUUGGGAUCUUCUAGUAUAUAAAAGUUAAAAUUGGAAUAGUCAGGUUUGAUUGAUCCAACCUAUGGUUUAAAGAAAGAAGAAGAGGCUAUUUAAAAGGAGAAAGAGUAAAAAGAAUUAAUGAGUUAAAUUAUGGAUAUGCAUAAGUAGUUAGAUGAGAAAUUAAACAGAUUAAAAUAAGAUAGUGAAAUAAAUUAAUAACAAUAAAAAUAGCCUCUUAAUUUGGAUAAUAAAACAACUAAUUAAGAGUUAACAGAGCUGUCAGACUAAUUAAAUUAGUAGAAAUAAUAAGAAAUCAAUGUUAAAUAAAAAUAUGAAAUACAAAGUAUUAAGAUUGAAGGAUUUGAAGAAAUUAAAAAAUAAGGAAAAAGAUUCAUAUAUUUUAAGAUAUUCUAUUUUUCAAAUUCUAAAUAAAGACAAGUCAGAACUGAACAUAAUUUGAAAGAAUUUUAAUAAUUAAGAUUAGCUUUAUAAUAAGUAUAUGUGGAUCACACUUUUCCAGAAAUACCUGAGAAAAAACCAAAUGAAAGAUUGACUGGAAAAGAUGUUGCAAGUAGAGGUGAAGCUCUUGAAAAAUUCUUAUAAUUCAUAGUUAAAAAUCAAAUGUAUUGUUAAACUUUAGAUAAAUUUUUAGAGGAAACUGCAGGACCUAUUAAUAUUGAAGAUGAAAGUAAAUUAUAUAAUUAUAUUUUAGAGGAAGCUAACAUAGAUUAAGUAUUAAAAGAUAAGUCAUUUGAUGAAUUCUUAGAAAUAAGAAAGGCAAGUGUAACAUCCAGAUAAAGUUAUUUAGAGAAAGAUUUUAAUGAUGAUAGUUUUGAACCUAAAUAUAGUAUAUCUUAGUAAGAUUAAUCAUAAUAUUCCCAACGAGGUAAUGAUCGAUAUUCAUCAAAUAUAUAACCAGGGAUGGGAAAUGGACAUAAAUUCAUUAUUAAGGAAGUUAAAAACCUUUAAUAAAUUACAGUAUGAAACAAUAAUAUAAUAGUAUUAUAAAAUUGAGGGAUCAAUAAAUGGUUAAACUGUCGCUACUGUUUAAAGAAGGUAUAAUGAUUUUAAAGAUUUGUAUAAAAAGGUUAGAUUAAAAUUAAAUUUUAGCUAUUAGAAAGCCAAUAUCAAAUCCCUGUUUUACCUAAUGAACCUUUUUAAAAAUAGUAGGAUGUUAUAGCUUAUCGAUAAGAAGCUUUAGCUUAAUUUUUAAAUGCUUUGUAUUAAAAUAAAUCAGUUAAAACUAAUAUGGUUUUUAAAGAAUUUGUGGGUAUUUGA
Messenger RNA from Paramecium pentaurelia, 2892 nucleotides. The record is from the annotation of a GenBank genome assembly. NCBI's taxonomy places the organism in Eukaryota, Ciliophora, Oligohymenophorea, Peniculida, Parameciidae.